Molecule: messenger RNA, 1979 nt
Organism: Mytilus californianus (California mussel)
Lineage: Eukaryota; Metazoa; Mollusca; Bivalvia; Mytilida; Mytilidae
Product: phospholipase B1, membrane-associated-like
Exons: 13
Coding region: 67-1437 (456 amino acids)
Biological process (GO): phospholipid metabolic process
Molecular function (GO): glycerophospholipase activity
Source: RefSeq, a predicted model, not a curated record
AGCAUAAGUAAACAUACACACAUUUUAACUACACCGUCCAUUCGACCAAAGAGAUCCUUCACUGGGAUGAAGUUUUUCUCCAUCCUCUGCAGCACUUUGGUUGUAGCUCACACAUUCGCUUUCAGAUAUGACGACUAUAAACAGUUCAUAGAACAACAGUCAAAAAACGCAACGUUCGUAAAACUAUUUGAUCAACAUGUUCAACGAUUCAAGGAAGCACAAUUGAAGUCAAAAGUAAAACUUGAAUUUCCAUGCCAACCAUUCCAGAAACCAAAAGAAGCCACGAAUGUUCACGAGCUGACACCCUAUGAUAUUAAGGCCAUUGGUGCUUUUGGAGACUCUAUAACGGCAGGAACAGGCAUUACGGCAGGGACUAUAAUUGGAGUUUUAAGAGAAGACAGAGGACUUUCGUGGAGUGGAGGUGGAGAUGGUAAUGUUGAGGAAUACAUCACUCUACCAAAUAUGAUAAAGAGAUAUAACCCAGAUCUUAAAGGAUAUGCUACAGGUUGGGGUCCGUACUGGUUUCCAAAUGCACAUCUGAAUGUUGCCAUACCUGGGGAAAAGGCGAGCGAUAUGCCAAACCAAGCCAGAAUGCUGGUAGACAGAUUGAAGUCUGAACAAGGUGUCGACUACCAAAAUGACUGGAAAGUCAUAACACUUUUCAUUGGUGGCAACGAUUUGUGUGACUUCUGUGAAGAUAGGGAGGCAUACUCAGCAGAAAAUUAUAUUGGCUACAUUCGAGAGGCAUUAGACAUUUUACACGCUGAAGUUCCAAGAGCUUUUGUAAAUUUAGUAGAAGUUCUCAAUAUAGGAUUUGCAUCAACACUACGCGAAGGAUUCGUAUGUGAUACUAUUCAGCUCUUUGGUUGUCGGUGUGGUUCAUAUCCUGACGAAAAAGAAAAGGAAGAACUUCAGGUACUGGUUGCUGCAUAUCAAAAAGUUACACGGGACUUGGUUGCAUCUGGAAGAUACGAUACAAGGGACGAUUUCACUGUUGUCGAUCAACCAUUCUUUUCAGAAACAGAAGUACCAACAAAAGAGGAUGGGACAACAGACCUAAGUUAUUUCUCACCAGAUUGCUUUCAUCUGAGUGUUAAAGGACAAGAAGCAGCUGCAUAUGCGUUAUGGGAUAAUAUGAUUGAACCAGUUGGGCAAAAGAGAAUAUCAUGGAGACCUGGUGUACCUGUUGAAUGCCCCGAUGAGCAAGCACCUUAUUUUUACACCAAAAAGAACAGCCCAAAACAAAAUGAACUUGAAAACGUCCAGAAUGAUAAGCAGGGAAGUGCACCCCAAACAGCCGAGAAAGGUUCGACGAUCAGAAACAGUGCCACUAUUACAGGAGCUGUAUUAGGAGUUAUAUGUCUGGUAGCCGCCGUAUGUGGCACUGUUUACCAUAUAAGGAAGAAAAGACGUUCAUCCUCAUAUCUAAAAAUUUAGAGUUAAUAGGUGGAUAAAUUAUUAUGAAAAAAAACUUUUUUGUUAUUAAUAAACUGGUCCAUAUCUGUGAUACUAAAUGUUGAAGUCGAUUCUGCAUUAUUACUUGAUUGAAAGAAAUUCCAAGUAUAAUUUUAUUCGAAAUAUUUUUGUUUUGUCUAGAUCAAGAACUGUAAAGGAUUCAUUAAUUAACUUUUCAUUUUCAAUAACCGGUAUAUGCUUUAUACAUUUUUAGAUUAAGGAUGAACAAUUAAUUAAAGUUGACCUUGACCUACAAGUAAGUCUGAUAUCGGAGUAAAACCGAGUAGCAAAGUCUUUGACUACAUUAGGCUAGAAAAACAUAGAUUUAUUAUUGAUAUAUAUAUGGCUUACUAUAUGAAAUAUCAUAUAAUGAAGUUUACAUACAUAUAUAGUUAUUGAUAACUAUCGUGAAAUGUUGAAAGCAUCGCACCAAAAUGAGAUUAAACAUUGUAAAUUGUUAUAUUCAAUAUUUACAAUUGUUAUGAAUUUAUAUAAGUAUUUUCAAAAUAAAUUGAAUAACAUAA